AAGUAAUUUAUGCAUUGACCGGAAAUAAAAAUUCCAAAAUAGAAGUCCAGACACAGAAAGUAAGAAACAGCGCCACUUGUGAACCGUCUCCACGCAUUGGUCAUUUCCGGUACUGCAGCUUCACGGACUGCGCAUGCGCAAUGAGAUGAAUGGCCGCGGCACCCGACUCACCGGGAACACUGAUCCUCGUUAAUCCCGCUCCGGUACCAGGAGGCACCGAAAGUAUCAUGCUUAGCGGGCCGGAGCGCUCAGUCUGACCAUCGGGACCGUCUCCACUCCGGGCUCGGUCUCCGGGGGCUGUCCGUGUCCUCCCCCCGCCUGUCGGGCUGCAUACCCCGCUGCUGCUGAGCUGAAGCUCCGUGAGGCUCCGGGAGGCUCCGGGCGCGUCCACCGUGACUGCAAUGGGAUGCUGCGGUAGUGCGGAGCGGACAAAGAGAGAGUGGAAACCGCUGGAGGACCGGAGCUGCACCGACCUGCCCUGGUUCCUCCUCUUCACCGUCUUCUGCGUCGGCAUGGGCAGCAUCUGCGGCUUCACCGUCGUCACUGGCGGCGCCGCUCGUCUUGUCUUUGGAUACGACAGCUACGGCAACACCUGCGGUCGCCGCAACGAGCAGAUUGAAGGCAUACAGCUUAGCGGCCUCGACCACACCGACAGGAAGUUUGUCUUCUUCCUGGAUCCCUGCAACGUGGACAUUGUUCAGAGGAAAAUCAAGUCCAUGGCCGUGUGUGUGUCUCUGUGUCCGAGCGAUGAGCUGAAGACGUACCAGGACCUGAAGAGGUUCGCUAUGCUCAACGGUUCUGAGUUGUGUUCCUACGAGUUAGCUGCUCAUAAAUAUCCUGGUCUACCUGAGAGGUUCUCUAAAUGUCCCAAACUUCCUGUUCCACCCAGUAAGCCUUUGCCAGUGUUUAACCGCUGCACUCCGGUGGAUAUUUCCUGUUAUACGAAGUUUGCAGAGGCCGUGGUGACGUUUGUGGGCGAUAACAGUUUUCUGCACCGACUGAUCGCUGGCGUUGCUGCUAGUAAAGAGAUCAUCGUGGGACUGUGCGUGCUAGCACUGGUCCUCUCCAUGAUCCUCAUGGUGAUCAUCAGGUACAUCUCCGCUGUCCUCGUCUGGAUCCUCACCUCUCUGGUUGUCCUUGGAUCACUCGCGGGAACCAGCGUCCUCUGGUGGCUCUACAUCGACCACCGGCUGUACGGAAACGACACCUCCACUAAAGUGGUGAAGGAGGCGAAAGAAGAGGUGGAUAUCACCAGAGACAGCGGACAGGCUCUGCUUGUCUAUGCUGUUGCUGCCACCAUCUUCACCAUCAUCCUGCUGCUGCUGAUGCUCUUCAUGAGGAAACGAGUGGCGCUGACUAUCGCUCUGUUCCACGUGGCAGGAAAAGUCUUCAUCCACCUCCCCCUCCUCACCCUGCAGCCCUUCGUCACCUUCCUCACUCUCCUGCUCUUCUGGAUCUACUGGAUCCUGGUCCUGCUUUUCCUGGGAACCACUGGAAACCCGGUCCAGAAUGAGGAGACAGGUUUGACAGAGUUCAGACUGACAGGUCAUCUUCAGUACCUCACCUGGUACCACGCCGUGGGUCUGGUCUGGAUCAGUGAGUUCAUCCUGGCCUGUCAGCAGAUGACUGUGGCUGGAGCUGUGGUCACGUACUACUUCACCAGGGACAAGAACCGUCUCCCAGUGACUCCGAUCCUGUCGUCAGUCCUGAGGCUGGUCAGGUACCACUUGGGCACCGUCGCUAAAGGAUCCUUCAUCAUCACGCUGGUCAAGAUCCCUCGACUCAUCCUCAUGUACAUCCACAACCAGCUGAAAGGAAAGGAGAACGCCUGCGCUCGCUGUCUGCUGAAGACGUGUAUCUGCUGUCUGUGGUGUUUGGAGAAGUGCCUCAACUAUCUCAAUCAGAAUGCAUAUGCAGCCACAGCCAUCAACAGCACCAGUUUCUGCACAUCUGCACGCGACGCCUUCGUGAUCCUGGUGGAAAACGCUCUGCGUGUCGCCACAAUCAACGCAGUAGGAGACUUUGUGCUCUUCCUGGGGAAGGUCCUGAUUGUGACAUCGACAGCAUUCGCCGGCGUCCUCCUCCUCAACUACCAGAGGGAUUACGCCGAGUGGCUUUUGCCACUCAUCAUCGUGUGUCUCUUCUCCUUCCUGGUGGCGCACUGCUUCCUGUCCAUCUUUGAGAUCGUGGUAGACGUCCUAUUCCUCUGCUUCGCCAUCGACACUAAGUACAACGAUGGAACUCCGGGAAAAGAGUUCUUCAUGGACAAAGCUCUGAUGGAGUUCGUAGAGAGCAGCCGGAGGUUGGAGCGGGCGGUGGAGCGUGGGCGGAGCCGUGUGAAGGAAGCGGUGUCUGAGGGGGCAGAGAUGAAGCCCAUGGUGAGUGACAGGCUGGAGGGGGUUGGGGGGGGAUGGGAGGACCUUCAGGAGUUCCAGGUGUACUACCUGCUGGUGGGGAUGCUGGUGGACUGGGUGCUGACAGAGCAGAGGGGCAUCAUCCUCUGUCUAAGCGAGGACGUCGUCCUCUUCCUCUGCAUUUACCUGCCCACCUCCACCCUCUUCCUGUUCGUCAGCCUGCUGCACACACCAAACCCAGCCCCUCUGCCAACAAUGCCAAAUCAGCCGCCGUCACCGCCGCCUGCUAAAAGAUGUGUGCUAACAGAUGCAUGCUAACAGAUGAAUGGAUGAACACUGAUGCAUGCUAACCCUCCAUAUCAUCUUCAUCACUGACUGAGUUUUUUAUUUUUAUAUACUUUACUUUUUCAUAUUUUAUUUUGUAAUUCCACUUCCUGUGUCUUUGAGCGUAUAUUCUGACCAUCGUGCUUUAAGGAGAGGAAGGACGCAGCAGAUGAAAAGCUUUGGGCCGGAUCUUGGAUCCAGAUUCUGGUCUUAAAACACUGAGUCACUGUCAUCAUCUGGAGGUCCAGCGGAGGGCGCUCUGUCUGCAGCUGAUCAGUAUCGAUCAAGAUUCUGCUGCGUCUCAGCUUCUCCUCAUGUUUAAAACACAUCCAGGCUGAGGUCAUGGGGUCACGGGGUCACAAACUCUCUGUGUGACAUCAUCAGAUGUGAUGAUGUCACACAUCUGCCACAUUUGAAAAAUGUGAUGCUGGACUCAUGACCUCCUGCUUCAGUCCCGCUGGUUUGGAACACCUUACUACCCAUAAUGCUCUGCUCUCACCCCUGUUGCCAUGACGACCAGCUGUGAUGAACUGUGGCCUGGUGUUUUGUGUUUCAGGCUCCGGGGACGAGUUCAGCUUGACCAAAAUCAGAGGGACUUAAAACGAGAGACAUUCCAGAUGUUUAUUUUUCCAGGUGUAACAUGUUUACUAUGGUUUCACUCCAGGGAAAACAAUAUUUUAAUAAGAAACGUAACGAUGACGCACUUUAUACUGAAGCGCUGCAGAUUUUAAACCUGCUGAUGCAUUUUUUCGUAGUGAUGUCGUUUUUUAUAAACUCACCCUGAACUCAUU
Paralichthys olivaceus (Japanese flounder) is the source of this 3469-nucleotide messenger RNA. NCBI's taxonomy places the organism in Eukaryota, Metazoa, Chordata, Actinopteri, Pleuronectiformes, Paralichthyidae. The record is from RefSeq and is a predicted model, not a curated record.